GAAAUUCGGAUCUGUGCUUGUACUGAGGGAGUGUAUUGGGAGCGUGAGUGGUGUUUAUGAAUGUUACUCAAAUAUGGCGUCUUUGGAUAGUUUGUCUGAUGGUGAGAUACGUGUUAAACUUACAGAAUUAGGAUAUCCAGUCGGUCCAAUAACAGCAACUACUAGAAAAGUGUUACUUAAAAAAUUGAAGCAUUUGUUAGAUCAGUUAAAAUCGCCGGGAAGUGAUAAAAAAGAUGUCAAGAAUCGUUCAAGUUUAUCGAGGUACAGCUCUGAGGAAGAAAGUGAAGAUGAUGUUACCGCCAGUACAAGAAGCAGGAGAUCCAUGCCGCCUCCACCUCCUAAAAGUCCACCAAAAACUGUAAAACGGAGGUCUUUAGGUAGGCGUCUACCAGAAGAAACUUUGGAGGAUAAUACUGAUACAUCUGAAUUUCAUUAUCCUUCAGCCAGCAGUACCUUCAAUUCAGAAAUCGUUACUGGUUCUCAAAAUCACAAAUAUUCCCCUAAAACGUUUUUGUCAUCAAAUUUUGGUGAUUCAGACAGUCCAGGAAACAUUAAUCGUGGAACUUUCAGCUCAUUUUCAUCAAAUUAUCAAUCUAAAUAUUUAAGUCGGAAAUCACAAGAACAUUUUGAUACUGGAUCAGACACUGAUGGUGUCGAUGAAUUAGAGAGCAAAAUUCACCGAUCACCACCCAAAACAACAUCUCCCAGCAGUUAUUCAUUCAUACCCAGUCUGAGUGGUGGCUUUUCUCAAACCAGAUCCAGAUUUCAACCACAGACAAAUUCAAAUGCCAAUGAUGGUUCAAGGUUUUCUGGAAAAAGUGGUUCAAGUAAUGAUUCAAACAGUCAUAGUUCACCAUUUAGUUCAGAUUUUGUUAAAAGGUUGGCUGCAGCGUCACAAAAUAGAUCAGGUGUCAAUGCAGGCCUACCAUCUCGACUACUUGAUGUUAAGGAAAGUGAUGAUGAAGAUGUUAAUUCCUCUCCAGCCUAUUCUAAUUACAAUACAGGCAAUAUUCGUAGCAAAACAACAUCAUCAUUGGAAGGAAAGAUUUGGAGAAAUGCAUCUACAAUAUCAAUGGUGCUGUUAUUUGUUGUUGGUGUCUUUUUCUGUGGACUCGCAGUUGUAUAUCUGAAUGUGCGUUUCAAAGAAAUUCCUAUGACUUCUACAGAUACAAAUUUACCCUUAUGUAAACUGGGUGAAAAACCUGGAGCAACUUGUGUUCUGAGCACUGAAGUUAAGCCAGCCAUGGACAUGUUCAAAGAGCUAUACCACGUUUUAAAUGACCGAGCUGUUCAGUACGCAUGUGGAAGUGGUUUGGAAACAUCAGCACUGGCUGAGGACCAGAUGACACAACUGUUGGUUGAGAAGUCUGCUGUGAGUCUGUGGGACAUUGAAAAACACUUGGGCAACAUCAAAGUUUUGAUCCGAGCUAAUCCACAGUGGGGAGUUGAAGUUAAUGGAGAUAAGUUCAAUAUUCCAUCUCCCAACCUGCCUCUUGGGUGUUACGUGCUCAGCUUAUUCUAUGGGAUUAUGGGUUCAGCUUUACGCUUAAUUGUUGUGUUGGGAGCGUUAUUGGGAGCUGGCCGAGCAGUCUACUGGUGGAUCGACCGGCAGGAGCGUAACAAGAAGGAGGUGUUCCGGAUGGUAGAAAGCAUUAUAGACAUUCUGAGUAGCCACCAGCAGAGCAGUGCUGGAGACAACUACUUGGCCAUUAGUCAUGUCCGGGACCAACUGAUCCCUCCUCAACAGCGGGAUAAAAUGGCCAGCGUUUGGAAUAAAGCAGUCGCCUACUUAGAGGAGAAUGAGUCUAGAGUGCGCACAGAGGUUCAGCAAGUGUUGGGGGAAGAGUUUCGUGUAUGGCGUUGGUUGCCUGCACCUCGCUCCAAUGGGAAGCGCAAAGUUUGGCAAGGACAGGCAUUUGAGACAAUGGAAGGAAGUGUAAAUUCUUUACCAGUUAGUCCUACACCGUGCCUCAAGAUUCGUCAUAUGUUCGAUUCAGAUGUUGAAGUUGGGGAAGACUGGAUUAUCCGUGUACAAGAUGCAAUACUGGAGAAAUGUGAAGGAGUGAAUGUACUCCAUGUAGCUGUAGACAAGAACUCUAAUGAAGGUUGUGUUUAUGUGAAAUGUGCCUCACCUCAAGACGCAGGACGUGCCUACCGGGCCCUUCAUGGAUCCUGGUUUGAUAGUAAAUUAGUCACGGUGAAAUAUCUUCGAUUGGAGAGAUACCAUGAAAGAUUCCCAGAUUCAGCUCGUUCUCUCCGACCUCUCAGGCCAUCUAAUGAUCGCAAACUUUCACUUCAGUGAUACAGGAUUCUUGGAGGGCCACAAACAAAGUGCACUUAUGCCAUCCCAAGUUAUAAUCAAAAUUUUCAAGAAAGAAAGUAUGGUUAUGUAACUAGUGUACUAUAAUUUAAACCUUGUUCUGUUAAUUUUGUAAAUCAAUUACAUAGCUUACUGUUUUAAAACUAUAAAAACCAUUUUAUGUAAAAAGUUGUUUUACCACUUUUACGUGCCUGGGUUAAUCUGUAUGAAAGAUGUUGACUAGACAAUGUAUAAAGAGACAAAGAUUUUAACUGUGCUUUAGACUUCCAUUGUUAAACCACAAAGUGUUUCUUAUUGUCUUAAGUAGUAUUUACAAGGGAUGAGUUAGAAUUUGGAGAGCAGCACUGUUAAUAUUAAAACUAGCGCCUUAUUGUUGUUCUCUCUGUUCUAUUGUUAAGUUUACAUAUUAAGUUUAAUUAUUUUGUGAAUCUACACUUAUUAACUUUUUUAAUGUGUAUAUAUUUAAGGGCUUUUAGCUUUAAAACGUUUCAAGGGUCUGGCCAUUUCUAAGAUCUUGGCAUGUAUCAUACCAACAAUAUAGAAACAAAUGUAGAAAGUACCAAAUUCUAGAAAAUAAAUGUAUAAUUUACAAAACUGUAAAAUAUUUUAUGUCUUAAGUACAGAUAAAUUAAUUCUACCUCCUCCCUUGAACUAAACCAAGGCCAAGUGACCUAUUUUGUUGAAUUAACUUAAUAUGUAUAUAAACAAUUACUAGCAUUUUUAUGUAAUUUAUUUAUUAGUUGUAGUUCCAAUUUAACUAAUUUUGUAAGUAGGCAUUUCUUGUUUAAUUUACCUUAGUUAAUUUGAGACAUAACAGUUGUAGUUUGAUUUUGUAAUAAUUGUUACUUUUUGUAGUUUGUUUCUGAAAUUCUUGUCUGUAUUUUUUAACAAUUAAACAAUUUUGGAUAAA
Homalodisca vitripennis (glassy-winged sharpshooter) is the source of this 3230-nucleotide messenger RNA. It is a transcript of the gene MAN1, whose product is annotated as inner nuclear membrane protein Man1. Gene Ontology annotation, biological process: negative regulation of BMP signaling pathway; nuclear envelope organization. The transcript has 12 exons. The coding region runs from base 74 to 2302 and encodes 742 amino acids. Gene Ontology annotation, cellular component: nuclear inner membrane. The record is from RefSeq and is a predicted model, not a curated record. Lineage: Eukaryota; Metazoa; Arthropoda; Insecta; Hemiptera; Cicadellidae. Gene Ontology annotation, molecular function: chromatin DNA binding.